AUGACAUUAGAGAAAAGUUUAGAUCAAGAAAAAAACAAAACAGAAAUAGAAAAUACUGGAAGUAAGAGUAUACCUAAUGAUAGUAAUGAAGGUGCGAAUAAUAAAGUAGAUAAGAAUGAUGGAAAUGAAAAUGUAAUGAAAAAAAAUGAGGGCGAUAAAAAUAAGGUAUAUAAUGGUACGGCUGAUAAUAAUAAAGUAGAUAAUAACAAAGUAGAUAAUAACAAAGUAGAUAAUAAUAAAGGAGAUAAUAACAAAGUAGAUAAUAAUAAAGGAGAUAAUAAUAAAGUAAAUAAUAAUAAAGGAGAUAAUAACAAAGUAGAUAAUAACAAAGUAGAUAAUAACAAAGUAGAUAAUAACAAAGUAGAUAAUAACAAAGUAGAUAAUAAUAAAGGAGAUAAUAACAAAGUAGAUAAUAAUAAAGGAGAUAAUAACAAAGUAGAUAAUAACAAAGUAAAUAAUAACAAAGUAAAUAAUAACAAGUUAGUUAAUAAUAAGGUUUUUAAUAAUAAGUUUAAUAAUAAUAAUAUAAAGAAUAAUAGAGAUAACAAUAAACAUACAAAAAAUAAUCGUGCGGAUUAUCACAAAGUUGAAAAUACACAAAUACAUAUAUCAAAUAAAUUCCAAGGAAAUGGAAAAGGUUAUAAUAUGAAUUAUAUAAACAAGAAAGAUGCAAAUCAUGAAAAAGGAUAUAAAAAUAAUUAUGAGAAUAAUAGGAGUUUAUCUUAUUUUUAUUCCAAAAAAAACUACAAUGAGCAUUUUAUGCCUGUGAAUAAUGUACCUUUUAAAAAGAGAGGUAGCGACCUAUAUAAUAACUCUAAAAAGGAAAGUGCAAAUGAUUACACAAAUGAUAACCAAAUGAAUAAUAAUACAAAAAAUAACAACCAAUUAAAUAAUAACAUCAAAAAUAAUAACAAAUUAAAUAAUACCACAAAAAAUAACAACCAAUCAAAUAAUAACACAAAAAAUAAUACCACAAAAAAUAACAAUCAAAUUAAUAAAAAUUACAAUAAGAAUACCAAAUUAAAUGAACAAGUAGAACAAAGAGAAAAAAAUGCUAAUUUAUCUUUAAAAAAUAAUGAAGAAAAACAAGUAGAAAAUGUGAAAAAUAUAAAUAAGAAUAAUUAUUCGGGUUCUAAAAACGCAUGGAUUAAAAAUGAAGGUACCAAUAAUAUGAAUAGAACAUGUAAGAGUGGUAUUCAUAAUGGUAAUAAGAACAAUAAUAACAACAUUAAUAUCACUAAUAAGGAUGAUAAUAAUAAUAAUAAUAAUAAUAAUAAUAAUAAUAAUGAUAAUAAUAAUAAUAAUAAUAAUAAUAAUAAUAAUAGCGAAAAUGUAAAUAAGAAGAAAAAUAAAAAGAAAAAUAAAAAAAAAACAAACCAAGUUAGUACAAAUGCUUGGACAAAUGACAAAAAUAGUAAUUUAGAACAUAUCAUUAGGAAUAAUCAAAAGAAAGGCACUAACCCUAAUACAGAGAAUGAUCAUCAUAAUGAAAAUGCAAGUAUCACUACGGCCAUUAGUAUUAAUUCGAAUGUAACUGAUACACAAACAAAAAAACAUAUGAAUUAUGGAUCUACUAAUCAAAAAGAACAAAAAAAAAGAGUACAAGCAAACUCAAAAGUUAGUACUAAUAUGAAGGAAGAUAACAAGGCAAAUAUAGAAAUAACCAAUUUUAAUAAUGCAAAUAAAAGUUAUUCUACAAAUAACAACCCAUCCCCAAAUGACAACUUAAAUAAAGGUAAUGUGAAAAAUAAAAAAAAAAGUAAAAAAAAUAAGAACAACAAUAAUGAUAGUAAUAACAAUAAUGAUAAUAAUAAUAAUAAUAUUAUGAAUGAAAAUAAGAAAGAUAUAAAUGACAACAAAAUUAUUAAUAAUAAUAAUAAUAAUAAUAAUAAUAAUCUUAAUGCCACAAAGAAAAAUAACACCAUUAAUAUUAAUAAUACUAUUAUUGAUAAGAAUAAUAAUAUAGAAAACAAUUUUGCAUUUGUCAAUAAUUUAAACGAGAAUUUGGAACACAAUUCUAUGAAACUCAUAGGUAAUAAUUAUCCCAUGAAUUUCGAAAAUAACGAAAUAAAAAAAAAAAACAUUACAGCAUCAAAAAAUGUUCCCAAUAAAUAUAAUUAUGAUAUGAUCAACCAAGGAAAUUUAAAUUACAUGUACAAUCCAUUAAAUUAUUAUAAUAUGAACAAAUAUUAUGAUAUGCCAUUUAUCGAUAAUAUUGCAAAUAAUUUAAAUCCCAUGUAUUUUGACAAUGAUAUGCAAAGAAAUCAUAUGAUGGAAAAUAUCAUCAACUAUCAAGGCAUGUAUAAUAUGAAUAAUAUUUAUAAUACAAAUAAUAAUAUGGAACAAAAUACCAAUAAUAAUAAUAUGUAUAACCAUAAUUCAUAUGCCAAUUAUAAACACGAACACUUAUCAUUGAAUGUCUACGAAGGACCAUUAGAGAAAAAUAACGAAUGGGGAAAAAAGAAAAUGAAUAAAAAAAACAACCAAAGUGGUAUGAACCAACAGAAUGUUAUGAACCAACAAAAAGUUAUGAACCAACCAAAUGCUAUGAACUUCCCCAAUAAUAUGAACCACCCCAAUAAUAUGAACCACCCCAAUAAUAUGAACCACCCCAAUAAUAUGAACCACCCCAAUAAUAUGAACCACCCCAAUAAUAUGAACCACCCCAAUAAUAUGAACCACCCCAAUAAUAUGAAUCACCUCAAUAAUAUGAACCACCCCAAUAAUAUAAAUCAGCCAAAUUUAAUAAAUUAUCAAUACCCCAUGAAUCAUGUACAGCACAUCAAUCAUCCUGAUAAUAGAAACAAAAUGAAUAAUCCUAAUAUUCCUAAUUACCCAAAUGUCAACGUUUCUGCUCCUGAAACAAAACAAGACACCAAAAUAAUUCCUAAUAAAGAAAAGAAAAAAAUUAUAAAUAAUGAAGGAACAGUACUUCAACCCUUAAAAAAUAAUGUAGAGCAUAAUAAGGCGAAUAAUUUAUUAACUUCUAAAAAGCACAACACGAAUGUAAAUAAUAAGAAAAAAUCUAAGAAUGUUCAACAAGAAACCCCCAUAAAGCAUCUUCCGAAUGAGGAAGAAAAUAUGAAACAAGGAAAAACAAAAAACAGCAACAACAAAAACAACAACAACAAAAACAACAAAAACAAAAACAACAACAACAAUAAUAAUAAUAAUAAUUUGGAGAGUAUCACGAAAAACAAAAAUAAUUCACAAUACAUUUCAACAAAUGUAGAAAAUGAAAAUUUAAAUAAAAAUGAACAAAAGGGAAAAAUGAACAAAAUGAAAACAAAGACACAACGUUUUAAUAAAGAAGAACAAAAUGAAACGAACAAUUUUACAAAUAAUAAUAAAAAAGGAUCUAAUCGUUAUCAACAAAAUAAAAAAGGACAAUUUAAAAAUUCUAAUAUGAACUACAAUUCAUGGAUAAAUAAUCAGCAAGGAAAUGAUCAACAACAUUUGAAUACAAAUGUAGAUAAGGAUAAAAAUAAAGAUUUUGAAGUGAAUCAUGAAAUUCAUAAGUUUAUUGAUUAUUGUUUAAAAAAUUAUGGAAAUAGAAAUAUAAUGGAUGUCUUAAAUGAAUUCUCAUCAUCAAAUGGAAUGAAUGAAAAUUUUGAUGAAUUGAAAAAUAUAUUUCAAAUACAAUUAAAUGAAGAAAAUUUUAAUGCCCUUGCAGCAUUAGAAAAUGAAGCUCAAACAAAUAAAUUUCAUUUUAUAAAUGAAAAGAAUAUGAAUGAAACCAUAGAAAAGGGUAUUGAGGAAAUUUUUGAAGAUACAAAUAAGGAUAUAAUUGAGGAAUAUGAUAAAUUUAAAAAAAUGUUGAGUGAAAGCAUGGAUGAAAGUUCAAUGAGAAAAAUACAAAUAGAAAAUAAAGAAAUAAGUGACAAUAAAGAAAUAAGUGACAAUAAAGAAAUAAGUGAUAAUAAAGAAAUAAGUGAUAAUAAAAAAAUAAGUGAUAAUAAAGAAAUAAACGAUAAUAAAGAAAUAAACGAUAAUGAAAAAAUAAACGAUAAUAAAAAAAUAAACGAUAAUAAAGACAACAAUGAAAAGAUUGAAGAAAAGAAAGAACUUGUUGAAAACAAUACAAAAAAUAUGUUUGAAGAAAAUAACAAAAUUAAUAUAACCAUACCCCCAGGUUUAAGUUUACCAGAUAUUAACAGAGCUUUAUUGCAUAGUGCUUAUUUAGAUAAUAUAACAGUAGUAAAAAAGUGUCUUGAAAAAAAAGCAGAUAUUAAUUAUUUAGACAAAAUUGGAAGAAGUGCUUUACAUUAUGCAUGUGCAGGUGGAUAUUUUGAUAUUUGUGAAUUGUUAAUAAAAAAUGGUGCAAAAGUAAAUGUAUCUGACUACAAAAAUUGGACACCUUUACAUAUUGCAAUUACAAAGAUGCAUAAAGAUAUAACUGAAUUGUUAUUAAAAAAUGAUGCAAAUAUACAUGCUUUAUUACCACAUUCUUUAUCACCUAAUAGAGGAAAAACAACCGCUAGUAUGGGUAUCCAUUUUGCUGCUAUUAAAGGUAAUAAAGAAAUAACCAAAUUAUUAUUACAAUAUGGAGCUAAAAUUGAUGACACAGAUUUAUCUAAUAGAAGUGCUCUUCAUUAUGCUGUAUAUCGAAACAAUUGUGAUUAUGUGAAAUUUUUAAUAUAUGAAGAAAAGGCAAAUGUGAACAUAUUAGAUAUACACAAUAGAUUACCUAUUCAUUCAGCUUGUUUAGGAGGAGUAUUAGAAAAUGUAAAAAUAUUAGUGGAAAAUAAAAGUUAUGUUCACAAAAAAGAUAUAUAUAAUAUGAGUCCAUUAGAUAUAGUACAAAUUAAAAAAUUUAAAGAUAUCAAAAAUUAUUUAACCAAAUGUAUGAAUCAAAACUUUUCACCCAUUUCAAGUGAUCAUUUAAAAAAAAAUGAUGAAGAGAAAGAAAAUGAAAUAAAAAAUAUUGACGAUUUUUCAAAUGAAAAGAAUGAAGGGGAACAAAAAAAAAAAAAUAUGAAAAAUUAUGAAAAUAUCAAAAAAGAAAAUAAAGAUAUUAUGUUAAAUAUGGAUAAACAAAAAACCAAUGAUCUUGAAAUGUUUAAUGAUAAAUUUGAAUUAAAUGAUGAGGCUAAAACAAUGGAUCCUAAAGAAUUUUAUAAUGACAAUCAAAUGAUUAAAGAUAUGUUAACCACAACUAUUAGUACAGUUUUGAAUGAACGAAAUAAAAAUCAAAUAAAACGAGUAGUAGAUGCAUUAGGUGUAUAUAUAUCCUUAAGUUUAUUGGAAAAAACUAUUUUGAUUCAAAAUUAUGGAGGUAUUGAUAUGGUUAACCAAAAAGGUAAAAGAAGUACGGGAGGUGUUUUCUUCUAUUUAAUAAAAUAUAUGUACAAAAAUGAUAUUAUAUCUAAAUUUAAAUAUGAUUACAUUAUCGAGGAAGAAAAGGAAAAAAAAAAAACAUACAGGAAAUUGAAAAAGAAAUUAUUACAAGAUGAAGAAAAUUUUAAAAAUAAUGAAACCUUUGUUACCAAGAAAAAUGAGGAAAAUGGGUGUAUAGAAGACAAAUGUGUUGAUGAUGAUAAGGAAGUAAAAGGAAAUAAUGUUGGAACACAUACUACUUUAUUGAGAAAGGGAAAAAAAAAUUUUAAAUUUAUAGAUGAAACGAAAAAUAAGAACAAGUAUAGCAACAACAAUAAUAAUAAUGAAAAUAAAAAUAAUGAAAAUAAAAAUAAUGAAAAUAAUAAUAAUAAUAAAAAUAAUAAUAAUGAAAAUAAAAAAAAUAAUAAUAAAAAAAAUAAUAACAAUAAUAACAAUAAUAAUAACAAUAAUAACAAUAAAAACAAUAAUAUUAACAACAACAACAAUAAUAAUAAUAAUCCCCAGGUGCAUAAUAAAAAAAAUGAAAAAAAAUCAGGAUGCAAUAUCAAAACAAAAGAACAAAAUAAUAAUAAGAACACUAAUAAUAUGAAAAAACAAAACUUGAAAAAUGAAAUUCGAAAUAAUUAUCAAAUGAUAAUAGAGGAUGAAAAAAAAAACUUUAUAAAAAAUGAUAACAAAGUAUUAAAUUAUGAUAAAAAUCUUUUACAAAACAAUAAUUGUAAUAUGAAUAUAAGAAAUUAUAAUAAUUCUUCUCAAAAUUAUAAUAAUGAAUAUUAUAAUGCCAGUAUGGCAAAUAAUAAUAAUUAUUAUUAUAAUAGUAACCAAUAUAAUGAACAUAAUUAUAACCAUAACAACAAUUAUAAUGAUAAUAAUUUUAAUAACAAUAACUACAAUCUUAAUAAUUUUAAUAAUAAUUAUAAUGAAUUUAUAUCACAAAAUCCAGGAAAUGCACAUAUGUUUAAUGGCCAAAAUAAUUACAUUCCAAUUGAACAAUUAGCAGUAAAUAUACCAACGGAUGAUAAAAGUGUGAAAAAAAAAAAUAAAAAGAAAAAAAAUAAUAAAAAUAGUACCCAAAUCAUUAUAGAAAAUAAUAAAAAUAAUGAUACUACUUAUAUUUCCAAAGAUAAUGUUGAACCUUCAUUUGUAAAUAGAAUGCAAGAUUCUUAUGGAAACUUUCACAAUGUGCAUGAUAUAGCACAACAGAAGAAACAUUUUUAUCAAAUGAAUACUGCUCCUACAACUAAUAGUAAUAAUACUAAUAAUAAUAUAAAUGGACUUGAAAAUUUUAAAUUAAAUAAUAACUAUAACAAAGAAAUGAUGAAUUAUCAGAAUAAUGUUAUGUCAUCUUAUUUAAAUAAUACAAGAAAUAAUGCAUAUGAUUAUAUGUUACGCUCAAAAAACAAUUUUCCGAAUUAUAUGAAUAAUCCAAAUAUGUCCAUGUUAAAUGAUUUAAAUAAAUAUUAUGGAAAUAAUAACCAAAAGUUCCCUUUAAAUAAUAUGGAAUAUAUGUAUUAUAACAAUUAUAGUAAAUUGUGA
Plasmodium falciparum 3D7 is the source of this 6873-nucleotide messenger RNA. RefSeq names its product putative PHAX domain-containing protein. The record is from RefSeq and is a predicted model, not a curated record. Lineage: Eukaryota; Apicomplexa; Aconoidasida; Haemosporida; Plasmodiidae.